GAGCGACAGUGCCAGUGCAGUGACAGUGGUCGCUUGCGUCUAGUAUCACAGGUUGUGGGAGCAGUUUCUUCUUGCUUUGAUGUCUACUGCAUUGCGUUUGCUUUACUGCUCCAGGCCAGGCACCUUUGUUAUCAGCCCUGGUUUGGUUCGACACUUCAGCCUCAGUGUGCAGAGAGGGAUGUACAAGUAUGUGAAUGCCAAGGAGCUGCCCCUUGAUAUGAGGUCAAUCACAGACCGAGCUGCUCAGACUCUCCUGUGGACCGAGCUCUUCAGAGGAUUGGGGAUGACUAUGAGUUACCUUUUCCGCGAGCCCGCUACCAUCAACUACCCCUUUGAGAAGGGUCCCCUGUCUCCUCGUUUCCGUGGUGAACACGCUCUGCGCCGGUACCCCAACGGAGAGGAGCGCUGUAUCGCCUGCAAGCUGUGUGAGGCUGUCUGCCCUGCCCAGGCCAUUACCAUUGAGGCUGAGACGCGUGCAGACGGCAGCAGAAGGACCACUCGCUACGACAUCGACAUGACCAAGUGCAUCUACUGUGGCUUCUGCCAGGAGGCCUGCCCUGUUGAUGCUAUUGUGGAGGGACCAAACUUUGAGUUUGCCACGGAGACCCACGAGGAGUUGCUGUACAACAAAGAGAAGCUUCUGAACAAUGGAGAUCAGUGGGAGUCGGAGAUUGCUGCCAACAUACAGGCAGACUACCUCUAUAGAUAGACCAUCUUACUGGCAAACCAACCACCAUCAUACUGGCAAACUACCUAUACUAUGCAUACUGUAAACACUUAGACAAUCCUAUGUCAAUGAAUACACCAACAACGCAAUAGAUCAUACUUUUAACAAAGAGCCAGUAGGCAUAUUGUCAAAGGCAAAUAAACACGCACAAGUGUAAAAGCAAAAACGCACACAUUUUCACUAAACACCUUUUGAUUGAAGUGUAUACCUCAUGCAAAAGUUGUAAUAUAUGAGAUUUUGAAUAAGCAUUAUAACUGCAGAUUUAAUUGUAGUUUAUUUGUAUGAAGAAAAUAAAUGAUGACGUUCUGAAGGCC
This is a messenger RNA of Coregonus clupeaformis (lake whitefish), 1041 nucleotides long. RefSeq names its product NADH dehydrogenase [ubiquinone] iron-sulfur protein 8, mitochondrial. Gene Ontology annotation, cellular component: membrane. Lineage: Eukaryota; Metazoa; Chordata; Actinopteri; Salmoniformes; Salmonidae. Gene Ontology annotation, molecular function: NADH dehydrogenase activity; 4 iron, 4 sulfur cluster binding. The record is from RefSeq and is a predicted model, not a curated record. The transcript has 7 exons. Gene Ontology annotation, biological process: mitochondrial respiratory chain complex I assembly; mitochondrial electron transport, NADH to ubiquinone. Bases 80 to 709 code for a protein of 209 amino acids.